Zalophus californianus (California sea lion) is the source of this 14414-nucleotide messenger RNA. It is a transcript of the gene FLRT2, whose product is annotated as fibronectin leucine rich transmembrane protein 2. Gene Ontology annotation, molecular function: protein binding. The transcript is spliced from 4 exons. Lineage: Eukaryota; Metazoa; Chordata; Mammalia; Carnivora; Otariidae. Bases 1109 to 3091 code for a protein of 660 amino acids. The record is from RefSeq and is a predicted model, not a curated record.
UAAAUUAGUUCCCUCCCCAGUAGGAGGGAAAGAAGGGGGAGGGGGAAAACAGCAUACAGUCUCAGGCUGGGUACCUGGUAGUUAGUUGUACGUUCGAAACCUGUCGCUGUCCCUUGCGAGUUUCGCAUCUUCCAUUGUCACCGCAGAGGAACGAGCGCACCGAGAUAACAUCAGUGGCCACAUUCUCCGCGCCAAGGCGCUGCGCUGCUUCCGCCCGGGGUGCGUCUUUGGCCCUCGGUUCCGGGUGUCUAGCAGCUGCGAGGCCGCUGUGUCCACCCAGCCCCGGGAUCAGGUUGGCGGUUCUCAACGAUGGGCAGGAGGGACCUUGGCGGUGACCCCUAAAACAAUACCAUGCCCCGGGAUCCCCGCUGCUGCCGCGCCAGCUUCUUCCCUUUCCACCUCCCCGACCCGGUCGGAUUCGGAUGAGCGCACUGCGAGGAGACACGACGGCCGCCAGGACUGUCAUAUGCCAGGAUAGUUCUGGAUCUUAGAGUGCUCUGCCCUCCAGGAGCUUUGGCUUUUGUGAAAGUAAUGGGACAUCACCCAAGCAGUCAAGUGUCUGGUGGUCCUCUACGUCAUUUCUUCUAUUCAUCUAAUGGGGCCUUGUCUUCUUUUUGCUGAAUGAUACAAUAAUAAUAUUUGAAGAAGAAACAUGUUUGCCGCUACUCUGAAGAGUUCCACUAAUAAAACCAGAAGAGUCUAGAGAUUGCAGAUUGAGCUUAACCAAGAAGUUCAGAGUCUGAUCAACGCUGAACUGAUCUACAACACGAGAAGGGAGUUCUAGUUCUGCCUGCCCAGUUGGGUCCCUGAUGACUGCUGAUAACUUGGCUUCACUCAUUGCCUAUGUGGAAAAUUCUCCCUAUUGAAUUUUUUUUUUUUUCACAUGGAGGACAGUAACAAAGAAGACAACAUAGGCUGAUAAAACCAGAGACCACAGGAGAAUUCUUUUACCACAGGCUUUUGAGACUUUUCCUGUAGUUGGAGUUCUGGACGUUAACAGAACCCUGUCCAGUCAUUUUGGUUUUGUUAUAUAUAUAUAUAUACAUAUUUUUUUUUUUUCUCUUUUUACUUUCCCCACCACCUUGUAUUUUGUUUCUGUACUUCAGAAAUGGGCCUACAGACCGCACAGUGGCCCAGCCAUGGGGCUUUUUUCCUGAAAUCUUGGCUUCUCAUCUCCCUGGGGCUCUACUCACAAGUGUCAAAAAUCUUAGCGUGCCCUAGUGUAUGCCGCUGCGAUAGGAACUUUGUCUACUGUAAUGAGCGAAGCUUGACCUCAGUGCCUCUUGGGAUCCCGGAGGGUGUAACCGUACUCUACCUCCACAACAACCAAAUUAAUAAUGCUGGAUUUCCUGCAGAACUGCACAAUGUCCGGUCCGUGCACACGGUCUACCUUUAUGGCAACCAACUGGAUGAAUUCCCCAUGAACCUUCCCAAGAAUGUCAGAGUUCUCCAUUUGCAGGAAAACAACAUUCAAACCAUUUCACGGGCUGCUCUGGCCCAGCUCUUGAAGCUCGAGGAGCUUCACUUGGAUGACAACUCGAUAUCCACAGUGGGGGUGGAAGACGGGGCCUUCCGGGAGGCUAUUAGCCUCAAACUGUUGUUUCUAUCCAAGAAUCACCUGAGCAGUGUGCCUGUGGGGCUUCCUGUGGAUUUGCAAGAGCUGAGAGUGGAUGAAAAUCGAAUUGCUGUCAUAUCAGACAUGGCCUUUCAGAACCUCACGAGCUUGGAGCGUCUGAUUGUGGACGGCAACCUCCUGACCAACAAGGGCAUUGCCGAGGGCACCUUCAGCCAUCUCACCAAGCUCAAGGAAUUUUCAAUUGUUCGGAAUUCACUCUCCCACCCUCCUCCUGAUCUCCCAGGUACACAUCUGAUCAGGCUUUACCUGCAGGACAACCAGAUCAACCACAUCCCUUUGACAGCCUUCUCAAAUCUGCGCAAGCUAGAGUGGCUGGAUAUAUCCAACAACCAACUCCGCAUGUUGACUCAAGGGGUCUUUGAUAAUCUCUCCAACCUGAAGCAGCUCACUGCUCGGAAUAACCCCUGGUUUUGUGACUGCAGCAUUAAAUGGGUCACAGAAUGGCUCAAAUACAUCCCUUCAUCUCUCAACGUGCGAGGUUUCAUGUGCCAAGGGCCCGAGCAAGUCCGGGGGAUGGCUGUCAGGGAGCUGAAUAUGAAUCUUUUGUCCUGCCCCACCAUGACCCCUGGGCUGCCUGUCUUUACCCCGGCCCCAAGUACAGCCUCUCCAACAACUCCGCCCCCAACCGUCUCUGUCCCUACCCCCAGCAGAAGCUAUACACCCCUGACUCCCACCACCGCCAGACUGCCUACAAUUCCUGACUGGGACGGCAGAGAAAGAGUGACACCGCCUAUUUCUGAACGGAUCCAACUCUCUAUCCAUUUUGUGAACGACACGUCCAUUCAAGUCAGCUGGCUCUCUCUCUUUACUGUGAUGGCGUACAAACUCACGUGGGUGAAAAUGGGCCACAGUUUAGUAGGGGGCAUUGUCCAGGAACGCAUAGUCAGUGGUGAGAAGCAGCACUUGAGCCUGGUUAACCUAGAGCCCCGAUCCACCUAUCGGAUUUGUUUGGUGCCCCUGGAUGCUUUUAACUACCGAGCUGUGGAAGAUACCAUUUGUUCUGAGGCCACCACACAUGCUUCCUAUUUGAACAAUGGCAGCAAUACUGCUUCCAGCCAUGAGCAGACGACUUCCCACAGCAUGGGCUCCCCUUUCCUGCUGGCGGGCCUGAUCGGGGGCGCAGUGAUAUUCGUGCUCGUGGUCUUGCUCAGUGUCUUUUGCUGGCACAUGCACAAAAAGGGGCGCUACACGUCCCAGAAGUGGAAAUACAACCGGGGCCGGCGGAAAGAUGACUAUUGUGAGGCAGGCACCAAGAAGGACAAUUCCAUCCUGGAGAUGACUGAAACCAGCUUUCAGAUCGUCUCCUUAAAUAACGAUCAGCUCCUUAAAGGAGAUUUCAGACUGCAGCCCAUUUACACCCCAAAUGGGGGCAUUAAUUACACAGACUGCCAUAUCCCCAACAACAUGCGAUACUGCAACAGCAGUGUUCCAGAUCUGGAGCACUGCCACACGUGACAGCCAGAGGCCCGGCGUUAGGAAGGCAGACAGUGAGACUCUGGCAACUACACACGUGUGUACUCAGAGAGACACGCAAAUUACAUUUGAUAAAUGUUACCCAGAUGCAUUUGUGCAUUUGAAUACUCUGUAAUUUAUACGGUGUACUAUAUAAUGGGAUUUAAAAAAAAAAAAGUGCUAUCUUUUCUAUUUCAAGUUAAUGACAAACAGUUUUGUAACUCCUUGCUUUUUAAAUCUUAAAAAAAAAAAUAGUCGCUGAAGUACUGUACAGGGUUGUACAAUGAGAACCCAACGCCAAGGCAAAAGAUGGAGUGAUUCUUCCUCAUGAUGCACAUUAACCAUUUUGCUGUGGAAGCUGUCAGAAUAAAUUCCUUUCUUACAGUCGGUGGUCAGAUGAAAGGGCAGAUUAGAAUGAACUCAUCAGGGUAGGCUAAGUGAUGUGGGUAAAACAAGAAAUGGCGCGGAUACCUUCAUGCUAUUUCUGAACUUUCUGAUCUGGAAGAGAAGUUAAAAAUCUCGAAAUAUCAGAAAGGAGGUAGUUACCCUGCUUUGACCCAAAGCAGGAAAUAUAGAAAAGCAUCACAAGGAAGCCCGUUCCUGUAAGAUAAGUUAACCCAACCUGGCAGAAUCCAGCAAGUGACAUGUUUGGAAAAGAACUUCAAACCCGGGCGUUGGCUUUCUGACUAGGAGCUUAAAAAUCACUCCUCAUGCUUCCCUGAUUCUAUGUGAUAACAGAGUUAGAGACUUGAGUCUGAUUUCAGUCAUCUUCAGGGACAGGUAGGAUGUUCCAGCAAGAAAACUCCCUUUAAAAGUGUUACUAUUCAAAUCAUAUGUCAGGUUGAAUCACAUUCAACAGAGAUAUAUUCUAGAAUACUUUUUUAGAAGAGGCUAAUAAAAUAACGGGAAGAAUUAUAUUGAAUGGAAUUAUUUUUGAUAAUGAGAAUUAUUUGGGUAGAUUCACUGCAGCUAUGUCAACAUGAUAUUUAGACCAAGAGAUUAGUGUUUGGAAUAUACUAAACUUGUUAUUUAAAAACUAUUGAUACCAUUUAGACAAAAACAAGUGAUCAGCUAUUCUGCUCUACUUUAUUAAAUGACUGUGUUAGUAUCAUGUUGAAAUAGCUUGAAUUAAUACCUUUAUCCCCUAACAAAUUUGUCUUCCAAUCACCUCACAUAUAUUUUCGUAAUUAGCUGUUUAUGCUACAUUUGUUUUUUUGUUUUUUUUUUUUCCCACUCUGCUUAAAAUUUGAAAGAAAAUUUUGGAUGCCAGUCUUGGUUGCACAAAAUAUCCAUAUAUACUUAUACACUUUAAAAUGUAUAGUAAUUUUCAGUGUUAAUAAUUCCAUGGGAAUACAUCAAAGCUGGCUGAAAUAAUGUUUUGUUUUGUUUUGUUUUGUUUUUUUUUAAGCAAUACUGAGUUUCCACCUUGGACUGACUUUGAUCCUGUUCCAUUUUUGAAAUUUCAUUUAUUCCUUUUCAGUCUUGGAUGUUCCUCUUCUUUGGGAAUCAUAGAGGGAUAAUCAAUCUUUUAUUAACAGGAUAACAUGAAAAAUGAACAAGUCAGGGAACAUAGGCUUGUUCCCCUAAUCUUGGCAGAGUGGGGCAUAGAGCAGAGGGCAUAGAGAAGGGAGGGAUGUCAGUGCUUAACUCUAGAGACUUUGGAAGCAAUGCCCAUCUUCACAAACUAUGUAUAAUUUACUCCUUUUCAUCCCUUAGAUGUAGAAGGGCUAUCAAUCGCAUACAUUAUCUAAAAAACACACACCCUUGGAAAAUUCCUUUUAAAGUCAAAUUUCACCCUGUGUUGCAUAUUUCUUUUACCACUGGCCAUUUUUUAAGGACCUAUGAAGUUAAUGUCACAAUCAUUUUUGCUUUUCUCUCUCUCUCACUUUUAACAAAAUAGAACUGUGAUGUGUCUUCUUUGUAAGAGUUUAGGUAUAAAAUGCUAUGCAAGUUUUUUCUUUAUAGUAAGAGCUUUAUUUUCUUUAAUAAUGUACCCCCAACUUAUAUGUUUUACUCUUCCUUGUCCCUCAGAAUAAGCAGAAAAUAUAACUGAAGUUAUAAUGUUGUAGAAGCAAGAAUUGAAACCACAGUUGAGCUGAAAUUAGCUAUGAAUUAAUUUGAAUUAAUUCUAAAGUGACUUAGGUUUCCAUUUUAGUAUAUUAGCUAGCAAAUUUUGGCUGUUGCUUUUUUAAAGUUAAUUCCACACAGCGAAGGGACAAGACAGUCUGUGAAGGUGAUCAGUGUUACUGGUAAGCCAUGUAACAUUCAGGACAAUGACAUGGGGUUUUCUGUACUUAACUGGAUAAUUCCCUUCCACUGUGCUCUUCCCCUUGGCUGUGUAGAUAAAACUCUGUGUUCAAAUGAUGGUACUUUGAUUUUUGAGGGUUUUUUUCUCUCUUAUCCACAAAAAAAUCAUUCUCAUUUAUUUCUAUUGUGUGUAUAACCCCGGCGCGAUAUUUGGCUGCUGAAACGUUUUUGCUUUGGGCGAAGAAGACCAAUGUUGGAGAGGUUUCUAUGACGUCUUAUAUUCUCAGAAUUAUUUGGGGCUUACCUGGUACAAUGAAGACCUAGUCACUUGAAAUGGUUCCUUUGCUAGAAGAUGUUCCAGAAGAUAUAGAAUGUAGUAUAGGCUUCACUUUGAUCUUGUACACAAUGUGGCAGAGACUGCUAAAUCUAAGAUCUCCCAUUUCUCAUAACAUACCCAGGGCUCUCACUUACACCAGGAUAGAAAGCACAUCACGGGAUUUGUAAUGUCUUACGUGUCUUAGGAAAACUGCUGAAUAACCAACCAUCAGUGUUGGGUUAGGCUUUGACUGGCAUUUUCAGUCACGGGAAUGUGUUCUACUCUGUAUUUUAGCCUCUCUUGCUGUCAUUGGUUCGUAUUUUGAGAUUAGUCAAGAGUCACAGUUGAAGGUGCAGGCCAAGUCUGUGAACAAAGCCAUACAUAAGCGACUGGCUUAUAAAGAGCUUGAUAUCAUUUGACCAAACAAGGUGAUCAGAUAAUACACAGCCACUUUCAAAGCUAGAGAACUGUCACUGUGCAGAGGCAAUUCUAAAAGGAAAAGGUAUAGCCAUGGUCACACAGAUCUUAUUGAUCGUUAUUCCAGCCUAGGGUUGUCAUUAAUACCUAUCUGUUUGGGGAGAUGGGCUCGAACAGAGAGAGGCUCUGGGCUUCCCUCAAAAAUGUAUUAACACCUCAUCGCAAAAGACAGUCACGGGCAGGGACAAAAAGUGUGUUUCCCUGCCUAAUUUUCCCAUGUGAGAGGCGGAAAACAUUCUAUCCCAUGAGAAAUAAUGCAAUUUCUAGUUAUCUGAAUGUUCAUUGAAAAUAUAUUAGAUAUGUUCCCUGAGGUAAAAACAAACACAAACAAACAAACAAACAAAAAAACAAAAAAAAAAAGAAAACCUGUGAUGUGACUAGUCUGGCAAAAUUAUUAAUGAAGUAGCUAAUUCUAAGGCUCCGUUUCCUACCAGUGCAGAUCAUGAUGGUCUUAGUCAUUUCACAAGAUCACAACCUCCUUCCCCUCUGUGGAGAACCAGCUCUGCAUGUAGCCAGCAGGACACCCAGUCCAAACAUAAGUUACGGGGAACAGUUGCUGCGCUAGUUUAGGGAACAUCAGCUGGAGAGCUCAGUGUCACUUUUGAUCACGAAGGGUUAAUUUCCAUUGACAUCUUUGUUUAUAGCAUUUUUCGGGAACCUACAACAAGAAGACAUUACUUUAGAACAUGAGAAGAAUGGUUUUGCCCAUGAUUUUCCUGCUUCAUGGGCAAGCUAAGCAGUUUCUUUGUGCCCCAAAGGGAAAGAGAUACAAACACAAAACAAAACACUCUCCUAGUUCUUAAUCUUUGUCAAAACUGGCCUGAUGUUCUUUUUUUUUUUUUUAAGUCAAAAUACUAAUGAAGAAUGCUAUAGCUUACACCCUUCUCUGAUUUCUUCAGCAGGGUCAAAAGACAAUUGCUGGCAAUGGGGAUGCUUGUCACAGAUUGUGGGGAGAAAGAUUUGUACAUGUAUGAUACUGUUGUUAUAACAAACGGAUCAGAUUCUUGUGCUAUGGUUUUCAUUUUUCUUUUUCUAGUGUCACAUCCACCAGAAGAGCACAAAGCAAGGCCAUCGCAACAGGCAUUUUUAAACUAGCAUGAAACACACACACGCAUGCACACACACACACACACACACACAAACACCGAGGCAUUUAUAAAGAUAUCCACGGGAUGUAAGAUUUAUAAUCUUUUUGAGGCAAGGUGAAGGUAUCGCCACUGUCUGUCCUUCCUAGGACCAGUAUAUAUUCACUGAAAGUUAAUCCCGAUGAUUUGUUAUUGUUUGAACCAUAUGUUGAUUUGCUUCUGGUUUAUGUUUAGUGUGUUCUCACUGACAAGGGACUGCAAGGGCCUGGAAGAUUCUGCAUUACACAUCUUCUGAGACCUAGCAUGUCGUACACUUUGUUAACUACAAACUUCACUCUACACUAUACAGUACCUUGUUGCCCUAUUCAGUAAAAGCUUAUUUUAAAAGAAAAACACAUUGCGUUUAUCUGAGUAAGUUCAUUGGGUUACAGCCAAUACUUGUGUUGUUAUUGUUAAAAAGAAAUGUGGGAUGCUUCCUGAUGAUGCAGGGAUGAAGAAAGUAGUAGGAUUUUUCCUUUUCUCCUACCUUGAAGACAACUUGUAUUUUUUAAGGUCAUUUGAUCCUUUUUGUGUGAGGGGUUUAAAUGACAUCUUCAUGUUCUUUUCUAUUUCCCAACUAGAUUGUGUGUUUCUAUGAAUAUCUUUUCAGUAUACACACAUACAUCAAGCAUAUUGUUUUGUAUUUGUGAAAUCUGUGUUGUUUAGGAUAGAGAUAAAUACCAAUGUAGUUAUCCAAUCAGAAUCGUCUUUUUCCCUAUUUCAAAACAUAAGCUAUCAGUUUUAACUGUCAAUUUUCCUUACAAAUUCUCAUGGUACAUUUCUACUACAGAUUUCUUUAUAGCUCAUCCACCCAUACUUACAAUGAGCAUUCAUGAAAAUGUAUCUAUUCAUAUGCUCCAGUUCAACUCAGAUUAAUCUCACAGUUUGCCAGAGCCCUUUCUCUAACUCUUCUCGGCCAUUUCACUAAUAAUAUAUUUGACAGAGAUUAAAUCAGGAAAUAAAAUCAUGACACUUCAGUUAACUAGUGUUAAUUAUUUGUAGACUAUCUAUUGGAAAAUUAAGUAUGAAAGACGGUGGUAACAGGUGAUUGAUAUUACACUUGGGAGAUUUUAUGUCAAGUAAUGUCCAGGCAACUGUUAGUUACUUUUACCAAGAAUUACAGACCUUACUCUGUGAAGACCAGACCCUUAGUCAAGGAAUACAAUUCAUUAAAGAAAAAAAGUUUAUUAAAAUCCUUCUACUUUGUUCCAGGCACGUGGCUGAGUUCAGAAGUUUCAUAGAAGGAUAAAAUACAGUCUUAGGCAAGUCAAUCAUAUCUUCUACUUCCCUGUGUUACUAAAGAAAUCUGUCCAUUCAAAGUAUUUACUCCUCAUCUACUUUCUACAGAGUACUAUGUUAGAUUCUUCUGGGGGAUUCGGAGAAAAAUAUGACUCUGCUGCUAAAGAGCUCAUAGAUCAUGCAAUAAGCUCAUUUUCUAACAUAUUCCAGAGUCUCAGAGACCGUGUAAUAACUUUACAUUCUCUCAAACUCAACAGAGUGUCUAAGGCGACAAAAAACAAAACAAAACAAAACAAAAAACAAAACAAAACAAAAAAACAUGUACUUCUUGGUAAAUUUGAUGAUGCAUUUGUUGUAUAUAUUAGAUGAUCUUGGUGUUUAAUAGAUGACACAAAGUGGUAGUGCACUGAUAAAAUUAGAAUUUAAUUUGAAUUAAAUUUUCUAACAUAUACUACGUGAUUGAACAUUUAGGAAUUGUGUUUGGUAAUUAGACUUGCAACCUUAAAUUUCCAUUGGGCACCUGAAUAUAAAUUAAUCUAAAACAAGAAUAAUGGCACAUUACAAUUAUUGAGCACCUAUGUAAGAACAUAUUCAGAAUGCUUUGAUACAUGUGAUCACAUUUUGUCUUUAACCAUGUAAGGUACUUUAUCAUCAUUUUUCAGAUUGUAAAACUCAGCUUCCUGAGAAGUAUAGUGAUUGGUCCAUGAUCACAAAACCUGUAAAUGACAAGAGUCGAAAUUAACCCUAAACGUGACUCUUAGACUCUUAAUGAUUUCCUGUCUCUUAAUAAAUUGACUAGCUUUAAGACUGACUAGGCUUCAAGACAACUUCUUUGUCAAUGGUUAAAAUUUGUGAUGAUGGAGAUAUCACGACUUCACUCAGUGGAUGCAUAUAUUAAUUAUUGUUCAUGACAAAUCAAGGAAUCAUUCUAAAAACCUGAAAAUAUCUGUCUUUUAAAUCCCUUGGUUACCCAUUCUUGUUUUUUUUAAUAGAAUUUCUAUGUCUGUUAUUAUUGGGUGGCUGCACAUUUAUCUGAUUUGAAAGCUUUGGACGGAAUCAAGAUAUACUUAAACCCACAGGGUGAGCUGAAAGAACCAUUAAAAGGACUUGAGUCAGGUUAUUUUUAGUAAUGAAUUUGUUUCAUACUUGAGAGGUUGCUCGAAGUAUUUUGUAGAUCCAGCUGUAGAUGCUCAUAUGUCAGAAUCUAUUAGGGCCUGACCAAACUGGCUUCUGGAUUUACGCUUUUUUUUUUUUUCUUUUCAUAGCACAAAUAGAAAACGUGUGCUUUAGAGGAUAUUAUAGGAGCUUUGUUUUCAUUAGUUAUACUGAAAGUUAAGGAUAAAGAAUUUGUAAUAAUACACUCUAAAACAGAUGCCUUUUUAGCACACACACCAACUGAUGAACCCAUUUGCCCAUUUUCUUGGUAUGAAGUCUAAACUAAAUGAAAAAUUUAUUACAUCCUUAAGGAGAUUCUGAUCAUUUCAAUGACAUAACCAACUUCCAUAUUGGAUCAAUGUAUCCUUAAGCAAAUAUAAAUUUGCCCUGGUUGAGAGUCUGCUAAACUCCCUGAUUUGGGUAGUAGGGGCCUUUGUUAGUUUCAUUUUGUUUUCAUUCCACAAAUAAUUGCUGAGGUCUGGUAAGUUUUCCUGAAUAAGACUGUUUUCCAGGACAGUAAACUUUGCAUCAUUGAAAAUUUUCCCUGGAAGUUACUGGCAUUCAAUACACGGGCUAAACUUUUCCCACUUUUUUGCUUUCUUUAAGCGCUCACACUCUUACGUUUAAAUAAUCUGGCAACAUUUCUAAUUCCAAUACUUGUAAGAUUUCGUGAAUGUAUUUUCUUCUCUCAGUUUCCAAACUCUGACAUAGUUAAGACCCUUCCCGUGGUCUCUGGUCCACUUACACCUUCCCUAUACCCUGUGGGACAAAGGAUAAUGAUCUGUAAAGAAUGCCUGAUUGUGACACUGUCUUUGUUUCCAUUGCCAUGACUUUAAGAGAGAAUUCAAACUCUUUGUAUGAUGCAUAUGUCAUAUAUACAUUGCUCUCUGACAUUCCUUACCAGUAUGUCCUCCUAGUUCAUUAUGUGCUCUAGAAAUAGAUCCAUAUUUGAUAUGAACAGAGUCUAUUUCCAAGGAACCUCCAACUCCUUCAGACUGCUGUAGUUUUGCUGAGGGUCUUUUAUCCUAUGACAUUGACUUUCUCCUUUGCUUAGUGACUUGUUCCUUCCUCAAGAUACAACUCAAGGGCCCCCCCCUUCAGGAAAUUUCUCAAAUCAUAUCUGUCAAUUAUCUGAGCCCUCUGUGCAGCUAAUAUAACUUUAAAAUACUUUUAUUUAUGGCAUCUCUAUGUUGUGGUUUUUCAUGGAUCUGUUUCUUGCCUAUGCUCCAAGCCCCUUGGAGACAGAGGACAUAUACUCUGUCAAUUGUUGUAUCUCAUCCAGUGCUGAGUAUAGUGUCCACUUUGGCAGGUGUUUAGUACACGCUUUUGGGUAAACUGUGAAUAGAAUGUGUGGGACCCUGCUGUGAUAUCAGACUCCCUGUGGGGUCAGGCUUACCCAAACAGCAGCAGCUCAAAUAAUAGCUACCUUGUCAAUCUUCUAUGGCUGGGUGCUUUUUUAAAAAGCCUCAGAAUGUUCUGUGGCAUUCUGGAUUUGUAGAAUUAACCUUGCUCAAAUGCCACAAUAUGCACUUUAUAAGAAUAAACAAAAUAUACAUUUUCUAAAAAAAAAAAAAAAACCUCUUGUUUACCCAUGACAAUUUCUAUAGAAAUUGUUGUUUUCAUGAUUAUUUGGUAACCACACAUUUUUUCUGAUUUGAAAGCUUUAUUACAAAAUCAGGAUAUGUCUAUACCCACAAGGAAGGCCGAGAGAACUAUUCAAAUGAUUUGAAGAACAUACUUUUUAAUAUUUUACAGACAACCUAAAAGCUCUGAACCAACUUGCAGAAAGGCAUAUAAAGAGAUACCUCGAUGAACUGUCUUACAACAAAAUGUCAUCGUCACGAAAAGUACCCGAAGUAUGGUUAGACAUAAAGUCAAAGUAAAACAUUUUGACAGUUUGCUAGUAGUCAGGAUGAAUUUUUCACAUGUAAAACGCAGAAGUGGAUUAUUAUUUUUUUGUUUCCAUCAGGAAUAUCAAACAGGACAGCCAUUAUUCACUGUGUCAUAUCUUAUAUCUAAAAUACGGCAUGUAUCAUUUAGAGGUUCACAUCAUAUUAUCUCAGUUAUUUGCUACAAGAAUAAGUAGUUCUCUUCUAGAAAUGAUAUUCCCAUAAAGGAGGCAGGGGAGGUGGUAGUUAAUAAGAACUCAGACUUGAAACAGGCUGACUUAUUUUGGAAACCUUUCUCUGCCCAUUGGCUUUGUUCAUAAUUAUACUUUAUGGUCACCAGGUUCUUCUACCUGAAAUAGAGGUAGUGAAGCCAGACACAUAUGGAGGAUGUCAGAACUGCAGGCAUGGAGCACAGUAGGCAAUGUCUCAGACUCGAGGAAGCACGGAGUACGUGGCAUUGAGCACCACGUAUUUUUCCAGACAAACCUCAUUUGCAAGCACAGGGUGACAUAUUGCCAACUUUAUAUGAAGAGACCAAACUUUGUGUGUAUUAAAAUCAGAAUUAUAUGUAAGAGUCAUCUAUUCAAAAGUAAUUAGCAUCUCAAAUUCCAUGUAACCGCUUACAACCGUUAUCAGUACAAGUCCAACAGGGGUUUUUCCAUUUUCCCUAUUCUUUUCUUUUUUUUUUUUUUCUGGAAAAGUUGGGGAAAGGGAGGUGCCAUCAGGUAGCACAGAGCCCUACCAGGUCUUCUAUCUCAAGACGGAUGGGACCACUCAGCAGCACUGUUGAAUGGAAAAAAGAAUAGACUUCUUUAUAGUGUAGCUAACACAUUUCCUUUCUGAUCUUCAGAACACAUAUACAUGGGAUUAUUGCUGAAAGUUAGUUCAGGAGUAUCAAAUGCAUUCUAGGACGGAGUGCUCGGAAAACAUUGGGAAAUUAAAACAUUAAAAGUCAAGAUAAUAAUAUUCUGUUCAGGAAUCUAUAAUGUUAAAUGGCAAAGUUUUAUUUCAUUUUACUCCAUGACCAACCAUAAGAUCUACAGCUGCACUUGGUUGGCAGCUAGUGGGGUUGGUAGCCACCAACAGGAAGAGCAUUUUAAUGGGUUUGCAAUACAGAUGCAAUCGUCUACCAGCUGUCACUGAGCUAACUUUUUGCAAUCAAUGCCAUUCUUAAUUUUGUAAUCUAGUUGUAAUUAAGAGGCAUGCAUCCUCUUCAGAUAGGUCAUACUUUUUCCUCUUGUUCACUUUCUGUCAAUGAUAGUUAAAAUAGUCUCAAAGCAGCUCACUCACUGGGGUCCAUAUUAGCAUUAUUUUCCUUUUUAUCCUGCCAUUCCUCAUUUAAUAAGUGAAGGAGAUGAGAUAUUCAGAUGCUAGGUGGGAAAAUACGUUCUCUUCUAGUUCUUGAGUGGAGAGUUUAAUUGGUUUCAGGGCAGUUAUUCGGCAGGUAUAAAUCAAUACUUGGCAUUCCCGUGGUAUAGAGCCAAUUUCUCUUCUCUCCUCUUUGGGCUGUUUUGAUAGAUUGCCCCCCAGCUCUUUCUAUUGUUAAAUAUUUUACAUAUUGGCCUCAUUAGUUGAAAUACAGUGCACUCCACUGGUGUAUCUGGAAAAACGGGAACCCGUGCUUUGCAAUGGAGGCCAAUCACCUCUGACAGAGAACAGCAGUUUCUAUACAGACUAUUGUAUGGGAGCUAAAUUACUGAACAUGAGGAAUCCCUCUGAGUCUGAGUUCAAAGCUGUCCACAGCUAGAGUUACCCUUGCUCCGGUCCAUACUAACCUUGGCCCUUGAGCAUAUUUAUGCUUCAGUUUUCUUUUUUGACCAUGGGGUAAUUACAAUACUUACGUCUGCAGCAAUCACCCAGCACAGGGCCUGACACAUACUCAAUGUCAGGUACUUUCUGAAAAUAUAUGGAGUUAAUGUCCAGAAAGUUGGGUUACAUGGCUUGGGUCUCCCUUGGAUCAUGAGUAAGACCACUCAUCUCUCCGGCUUGUUUCGACUAGUCAAGAACAUAAGACUUUGGUUGAUUUUUUAAGUUCUUUUGGACUUAAAAUCUGUUUCAUCCUUGUCAAUUUUCCAUGAAGUUUAGCUGUAGUGAAUUGGGCUAAUUUUUGUCAUAUGUUUUUAUAUAUUUCAGAAAGAUUUGUAUAUGAUAGAAAACAGGGAGCAUGUAAACACUCAGUUUCAUUGACUUUAUUACAAAGACUAGCAUGCCCCCCAUUAGCAACAGCAACAGUAAGCUCAAUAGGUUUGGGAAGCAAUAUGCACAAUUAUCAAAAGAGCCGUGGAUCACAAAGAACUGCCACUUUGUACCUGUGUGUUAUUAUUUAAUGUUUCUAAGUUUCACUGCCCUUAUAUGUGAAAUGGGGUAACAGUACUUGUGAAGAGUCAACAAGAUAACUUAUGUCAAGUGUUCGGUGCAGUGACGGAUUCAUUCAACUCAUCGUGGCUGAAAAUUGCAACGAAUAGAAAGAGAAGAAAGUGGAAACAAAACUCAUUCUUAUUAAUUCAAUUAUCUUUCCCUCAAAAGAGGGAAGUUCAAACUAUGUUACUAAGUAGACAUAUUUAUAAAAUACUUUAUUUCAAUAAAAAUUAAAGAUAGAUUUCCCUACAAUAAAACUUGUAUAAAGCAAGAUUGUUUCUUAAAAUAUUGAGUGCAUCUUCUAUCUUUGUAAGCCUUUUAUGUAAUAGCUAUUAAACUUUAAAUAUUCAACAGAAAAGAAAUUAUGAGAAGAAUACCCAGGAAAAUGCUGACUGAUAAAUGUGCUUUAUUUUUGAUGAAAUAGAACAGAUUUUAACACUGACUGUGCCACUUCUUAUCUUUGAACCUUGAAAAAGUAUACAAUUCUGAUCUUAAAAAUAAAGAAUGAAUUUUUAGAAUAA